Molecule: messenger RNA, 4148 nt
Organism: Lytechinus variegatus (green sea urchin)
Lineage: Eukaryota; Metazoa; Echinodermata; Echinoidea; Temnopleuroida; Toxopneustidae
Product: substance-P receptor-like
Exons: 3
Coding region: 181-2175 (664 amino acids)
Biological process (GO): G protein-coupled receptor signaling pathway
Cellular component (GO): plasma membrane
Molecular function (GO): G protein-coupled receptor activity
Source: RefSeq, a predicted model, not a curated record
GAACGAGGAGCUCCCGUGAACGCACGGAUCGAGGGUCAUUAUUAACAUACGUAACGGGUGGAGAGGAGAACAUCCACAGGAAGGUUUUCAAACUUUGAAUAGAACUAUAAGAAAGUAAGGAUAAGAUCAUUCUUGUGUGAUUUAACAGCAAUGCUUUGAGGCUAAGAGCAAUUGUUGAGGAUGGAGGGAACCGAGACGACCGAUUCCCCGAGGCUUGAACCGGUUAGACAGGCUGCAGAUGCGAUGGAAUCGUUUUUGGAUCGGGGGUUUCAAAACUCUACUUUCUCUUUCGAAACUGACAAUUUUAGCUCGCCGAAUUGCUUUGAAGCACCAGAGGCAUGUGGAUGGACAUACUUCGGUCAUUAUCGCGAUUUUACACAGCUAGCCAGCGUCUACAUUAUCUUUAUCGUCAUCUUUGUGGUAAUCAUGGCUCUUGGAAUAGCGGGUAAUUCUAUGGUCAUCGGUGUUGUCUGGUCCAAUCGGGCAAUGAGGACACCAACCAAUUAUUACAUUGUUAGUCUGGCAGUCAGUGACCUUUUGGUCAUCACGUUUGACAUGCCCCUCAAACUUGUAGAAUACACGGCCGAUGUGGAUUUAGCGAUGUUCAGUACAGGUCUUUGUUCUUUUGCAGCCUUUGUAAACCCAGCAGUGGUUUUUACAAGUAUCUGGACCUUAGUGGCCAUCUCAAUAGACCGAUACCUGGUGAUCAUCCAUCCUCUGAAAGCACGAUCCUUCAACACCCGUUCAAGAGCUCUUCGGACUAUUGUCAUUAUCUGGCUUGCUCCUCUUGUCAUCCUUUCCCCGUACUUCUACCCUUAUGAAGUCCUCCGCUACCACUUCCAGAGCGAGAUGGGAUUAAUCCGUCGAGGAAUCUGUAGUGAUCGAUUCUUUGAUAUCAGUCCUGCCUUCUCCAAGGCUUACAAUCUGUUUCUGUUCGGGGUGUUAUUCUUGGUACCAGUCAUCCUACUUGGGUUUACCUGUGGCUCUAUUUCAAAGCGGCUCAUGAGCCUGAAUGAAGAUGAAAAAAUGCUCAAGAAUUCGGUCAGGAAAGAAGAUGCAAGCAGAAGAAAGGUGGCCAAGAUGGUAUUGAUUGUCGUACUCUGCUUCUUCAUCUGUUGGUUCCCAUUUUUCCUGGUAAGCAUGUUGGGUCAAUUCACAACGAUUUUACACGAGGAGAACUAUAUUUUCACCCUUCUGUUGGUUCACCUGUUUGGUUUUGCUAACUCCUUUAUGAACCCUGUAAUAUAUGCCUUGAUGAGCCAGGCUUUCCGUAGUGGGUUUUGGUUGAUACUCACCAUAUGCUGUCCUCAGUACCGUGAUCUCGUAGCCCCAACCAACAGAAGCGGGGAGCGCCGCAGUGUUAUCGCUGUUUCACAAACAGAGGUAGCUACCGAACGACAGCAGGCAAAACGCGGUUAUAACCGCUUUUUCAGACGAGAGAGCACGCAGUUCUCUGCCGUCUCUGACCAAGAUGAGGAUCGUAUUGGAAUGACCAAGAUAGGGAAGGUUGGAAACAGCUCAAAUAACAACAACAGAAGGGUGGCCAACAACCAGACGGUUCAGGAAGCUGAACGAAAGCAAAGGGCAGAGCGACUUUUGCACAAGUUCCUUGACGAAGAACCGCCUAGAAAGUUGACUGAUAUCGAGUCAGUCAUUGAAAACACCAAUGGUAUCGGUCAGCCAACAGAACCGAACGAGUGCGAGACGCCACUCAUCGGAAAUGAUUAUCAAGAAGACAGUUGUAAGCUUAAUGGUCCUCAUGUCGUGUAUCGGAAGUGUGUAGCAAACCCGGUAGACAUCACAGCAAAUGAUGCUAGCAGUCGAAAGGCCAAUGAAGAAGUGGCCGGCAAGGAUGGACAGGUCUAUGUAAAUACCGAUAUUGAUAAGAACAUAGAGGAUUUGGUAUCGGAGGAUGAGCUGAUGAAAUUCAAUGCGAGUGUUUCUAAGUGUGCUGCAUGGAAGGCGACUAACGACUCAACAUUGCAGAAUGAUGUUAUUUUAAUGAUAAACGAAGAUGUACCUGAUGCUGAGCAGUCUACCAAGGGUAAUAACGAGGGUCAAAACCCAUCAACACCUGGUGUGGAACAACUGAUGGACUGUGAACAUGAAACCACAUGGAACAUAGCUCAAGGUUCAAAUGGACUAAUUCCAGAUGAAGCUACAACAAAAGUAUGAGCGGUGUACCGAUCAUAUAGUCCAAGAACACAUAAUGACAAUUUUACAACUUAUUUGAGGCACUUACAAAAUUGGACAAACAUGGCGAAUGAUAGUCAAAUUACACACUAAAACGUUUUAAAAGCACGUUAGAUCCUAUUUGGAUCCUAUAAGGAUUGAUGAUUUUAUGGAGAUGAUAUAUAUUUGAAAAGCAUGACAUCAGAAAAGGAAGUAUUUUGUAUACAAACACUGUAAAUAUUGUUCAUACGAAUUCACUAAACAAAAAAAAUUGUUACCUGUUUAGCAGUGUCAAUUUAGCGAUCGUCUGAUAUCGGUUAUUUGAGGGGAAUUAUUAUUCAUAUUUUGUGAUAAUUAUGUCGGAUUGUGUUCCUUAUUGUGAUCCCCAUUGUAAGAGUCAGCUCAUAAAUGAAUGUAUUGAUUAUUUUAUCCAAGGAUAAAUUGUAAGAACCACAUAAUAGACACUGAAUAUUCCUUGAGACAAUAGAAAGAAAGUUUACCACAAUGACAGAAAUACCUUGCAUAUUAUUGUCUUUCCACCUUAAUAAUAUUGUUUUUCAAUCGCCUUUAUCUCAUGCAGGAUUUAAUAAGUGAAUCUUGGGAUGACAAUAGUUUUCUUUUAAAGGAAAGUGCGUUUUGAUUGGAUUCUUAAGGCUUUUGGACUUUUAAUUUUGAAUGAAAUCUCAAGUUUUACUGUAUUUAUGAUGAUACAAUCGCAUGAAAAGGUCUGGAAAUUUGAAUUUACAUUCUAAACUUUCGUAUCAGAUUUGACGAAGGUAUUAGUCCGUUCGGGCCGCAAUCCGUUCCGGGUAAAACAUAACUCGGAAUUUCGUCAGAUGUGACCUUUUAUGGGUCAGAUCUGUCCCUAUUUUGUCUCACACCAUACUUUUCUUUCACCGGAGCAGAGCUGUUUUACACAGAUAUUGGCCAUUUUACUUUCAAUACGUUACCAACAUGGCGCAUUUUUUUUUAAAUCGGGCUUGCCUAUAAGAAGGCAUUACGCGCCAUGCUGUUAACACAUUGAAAGCGAAAUGGCCAAAUCUGUAUUAAACUGCUCUUAACCGGAGGGGAGUGUGGCCUUAACUGACUGAUUUCUGUACUGUUAAUCUUUUAAGAAUAUAUCCAUGCUUCGCUUACAUUAUUCUAUUUAUAAAGUAAUGUUUCAACAGAGAGCCUGUUAAAAAGCUAAAUGAUCCGAAAGACAAUUAUUACGAAGACAAGUGUCUAAAAUAAUUUAGGUCAAUGGUCGUGCUUUAUUCUUUUGAAAAUAUUAUGUUGUUACUUUUAGAAUAGAUGUAAUGAGAAAUACAGACUACUAAUUUCAAUUUCGUUUAAUAUGUGAAUAGCACAAUUUGCUGAAAAUUUCUAAAAUGUUCACAGUUCCAUUCCUAUCAAAAUUGCUGCCUUUGUGCGGCCAAUGAGCUGACUUUGAUAUGCCAAAUUAUAUAGUAACCAUGUGUUAUUGUUUUAGAUGUCAGUGCCAUUAUAUGAUGCGAUGAUAUUUAGUGCUAAGCUAGUUCCUAAGAAUGUUUUUAUUGUAAAUAUGAAUUGUUUUCAUGAAUUUAUUAUGUCGCUCAAAUCAUUGUCUACUUUAGAGGGUACACCGGCUAAAACAUUUGGCAAAUUAUGGCAACCGUUACAUGCUUGGUUUUGAUGUCUAUACAACUAACGUCAAUUUGCUUUGGAAAAAAUAGAAGAUAUAGAUUGCGAAAUGAAUUCCCUUUAUUAUAUAAGACUAUAAUUUGCCCUCUGUUAUCGAAACCGGUGUGGCCUCUUUCUUCUACACUAAAAAGAUAUUGGGUAAAAAUGCUCCAUGAGGGUACUGCACUCGAACCAGGUGAGGUGAAUGGGUACCCGGCAGGAGUAAUUCCUUGCAUGUACUGAGCGCCGGUGGCGGUAGCUCGUGCUAAAGCCGGGGUAAUACUAGCAGCGCUUUGUAUCCUCUGGCAAAAAAGCGCUUUAUAAAUCCAACUAUU